Ambispora gerdemannii is the source of this 1953-nucleotide messenger RNA. NCBI's taxonomy places the organism in Eukaryota, Fungi, Glomeromycota, Glomeromycetes, Archaeosporales, Ambisporaceae. The record is from the annotation of a GenBank genome assembly.
AUGGAGCCAACAGUGACAACUCUAGCUGAAGAAGGUGUCACGCAAGAAAUAAAAAUGACUGAAAUUGAAGUGAACGACGAAACCAACCUGGUCGACGCCAUUCAAGAAAUCAAAUUGACUUUAACCAUCCUACCGGAGCUCAAACAAGCCAUGGCUCUCCUCCCCGAAAUAAAGGCGAAUUUAACUGCGAUUCCCGAACUUCAAGAAAAAUUCGCAAAACUUUCUAAAACGGUCGCCUCUAUUUCACCGUAUCAUUUUAUUGGUAAUGGUGUAGUAACCAACAAUGACACCACUUCAACUAACCAACAACAACAAGACGUUGCUGUUACUCAACUCGACGACGCGUCGUCAACGUCUGCCGUAGUAAAAACUAAUGAAGACUCGGUUACCGUCAGUAACAAUAAUUCAGCUCCUCAAAGUAAAGAUGCCUCUCCUAAGAAAACUGAAGAGUCAACCAGCAGCGUUAAUGUUCCAGAAGCGCCUGCUCAAUCACAAAAACAAAAUCAACUCGCGAAAAAGAACGCAGGAAAGACUGCAAAGACGCAACAACAAUCCCAACAAGAAAUCACUCCUACGUCUGGUUCUGCCGUUCAAAGAUUUAAUAAUCGCGGAUUUGGUCGCGGCUUUGGCAGGGGUUUCUCAAGAGGAUUCGGACGCGGUAUGAACAGGGGCUUUCGAGGUAGCGGCUUUCAAAGAGGUGGAAGUCGUGGGUUUCGAUUUCAGGCGAACAGGAAUGCCGGAGGAAUGAAGAAUAAUCGAAUCCUGCUGCAAGAAAAUUGGAAUCAAAGUGUUUCGACCUUUGAAACCAUGAAUUUGAAGCAGCAAUUGCUGGAUGGUAUUCGUGAACACGGAUGGUACAAUGAACCAUCACCAAUCCAACAACGUGCUAUUCCAGCUAUCUUUUCUGGCCGAAAUGUCAUUAUUCAAAUCCCUUGCAUUGAGCAAAGAGUCAUGUGUUUCGUUAUUGCGUUGCUUCAAGAGAUAGAUCCAGAAGAUCCUCUUUGUCAAGCAAUUAUCCUUAUUCCAACAAAAGAUAUUGGCCAUUUUGUCGCAGAAAUAUUGAAUUCUGUUGGUCGAUUCCUUCGAUUAGGCGUUGUCACUUGUACCCCGGAAACUACUCUUGACGAGGAUCUUAGCAUCAUUUCAAAUAUAGAUCGAUCUAAACAGAUAAUCAUCGCCACUCCAGGCAGAAUGCUCUCUUUGAUAAGAACACGUGAAUGGUUUGGCGGACACAUCAAAUCGAUUGUCGUCGAAGAAUGUUGUCUCAUGUUUUCCCGACAACACGGUUACAAGACCUUUGAUAUCUUGAGAAGUUUCCCGCGAAUUAAAAGAGUAUUAAUGACCACCGCAACAACUUACACUCUCGCCGAACUAAAAGAUCGCGAAGCUCCAAAUGCGGCGAUAGUUCUUGACGAGAGUGGAUUUAAGGAUGGUUUACAUCUCUAUUUUAAGAUUGUCAAUAACGAAGAGCAAAAGUUGAGCGCGGUCUGCGAAACUAUCGAAGCUCUCGAAAUCGAAAAAGCCGUCAUUUUUUGUCGUAAUUCCGAUACAGUCAAUUCUUUGGCCGAUAAGUUGCAUGAUAUGUAUCAUGAUUAUCCGGUGUGGUCUAUUGAUUAUGAUACACCUGAUGAACAACGUUGGGAAAUUCUAAAUAAGUUCUUUGAUACUAACGAAGGAAUGAUUGUAGUUGUCGGGACUCAUUCCUCCUCGCUUACUUUUAGCCCUUCGCCAUUCGUAAUCAAUUAUGAUUUACCUCCACGCAAAGAACCUUAUCAUGACCGUGCUAUCUGUUGUGGUGGCUAUGGUCGUGAAGGAACGAUGAUUAACAUUCUUACAAAAACUUCUAUGCUUGAUCUUGCGCCACUCGAGCGCUACUAUCACGUUCAAAGUGAGCAAUUGAUGCCGCCUGCUGCUCGUGCUGAAAUAGAAGGCGUAGUAACCAAGACUGAAUAA